AAACUUUUUCAAAUACGUUCACCAUGGAAAACAGAGGGGGAGAUAUUGACAUCGAUGAGCCAGGAUGUGCAGACCAAACCAGGCCGCAGACAGAAACUCUGGGAACAAAGUACGUUGAAAUGGAAGAGAUUGACUUCUGCCCUUAUUCGCCGAAGAAAAAAAAAGCGUUUUUUGAAGCAGUUCGUAGCGGUAAUUCAGCCGAAGUGGAAGAGCUGAUAAAUGUCAAACACGUGGAUGUAGACUGCACAAAUGUCGACGGGGAAACAGCGCUACAAAUAGCAGUGAAGAGGGAAGCGUUUGAUAUGGUUCAAACGCUGUUACGGAAUAAGGCAGACAUCGGGGCGGCCUUGUUCGAAGCCGUCAGGAAUAACUCGUUGCAGUAUGUCAGAAUUCUUGUAGCACACGAUUCAAGACAUCGAAAAAAUACAGCUGUUAAAACGCUUGGAAAAUUAUCAGCAACACAACAUCGAAGCAGAUCAGAGAAUUUCGAGGAAUUUUUGACGCCGCUUGUCCUUGCUGUGCUCAACGGGAACUAUGAAAUUGUUGAAUUCUUUGUCAGCAGAGGUUACAGAGUCGACCAUCCGAAUACGCAGAAACCUCAAAGUGAAACUGGAUCAAUGGUCAGGCUUAAAGAUUCUUUAUUCAAGCUUAACACUUAUAAAGCUGUAGCAAGCCCCUUGUACAUUUCGCAGACUUUCCUCCACGAGAAUCGCGAGCGAAAAGAAUUGAACAAAAAGAGUUCUAGUUAUAAAGCGAACGAUCCUUUGUACAGAUCGAUUGUUCUGAGGCGGAAGCUUAAGCAAUUAGGACACAGUGAAAACGAAUUUCGUGAGGACUAUUUCGCCCUCUCCGCGCAGUGCGAAAAUUUUGCAGUCAGUCUGUUAGAUGAAUGUAGAAAUCUCGAGGAAAUAGCUGCAGUUAUGGAUGUACCGGAAGCUGAAACAUUGAACGGGAAGAUACAAUUGAGACAAAAGGAACAAAGAUUACGCGUUCUUAACCUCGCUAUAAAAUAUCGCAACAGAAAGGUAAGAGUGCUUUUUAAUUUUCUUCCUAUUUUUUUUAUUUUUUAUUUUUUAUCCCAAGAGGAGAGACCUUUUUUUGCCAAGAAAGAGAGACAUUUUAUUCCCGAAAAGAAAGAAUGAAGAACAAAGAACAGAGAAGUGGAGUAAAAAUAAUUAUAUGAUUAAGUUUAGUUUUGUAUGAUUACCCAAGUAUUUUGUAAAAGUAGUUUUGGCAUGGACAGCAAAAACGCUUAACCUUUUUCCGGCUAUCCUUGCGAAUGCAGACGUAUUUCCGGCCGUCGCUUUUCUCACCAACCGAAAAGUUCGAGUGGAGAGAAGGGACGACCGGAAAUACGUCUGUGUUCGCAGGCUAUGACUCACCUGCGAGGUAGAAAAAGCACCAGAAAAGUCUUCUGUCCUCAUAGAUUAAAAUAAUGUUACAUUCUUUCUUUUCGCCUUUUAUUUUUGUGCCUGACUGGUGGAGGUUUGGGAGCAGAAUACAAUCCCCGUCCACAAGUAUCCGGAUAUUUUAAAGAAACUGCUACUUUUUCCUUCCAGAUUCAAAAAUUUCCGUGUACAGACGUAUCGGUAUUCAAAUCGAAUUUCCCCGUCCACACAUAUCCGACACGUAUCCAGAUGGCAACAGAGCAUGCGUCGUAAACCGCGCAAAAUUUGCAUCUUAGAAUUUGCAUCGAUGAGUAUAGAGAGAACCGGGCAACGAGGUUGCCAUCUUGAGCAGUAUUCACGGUAAAGAACCGGGCUCGAUCUUUUUACGUCACGGGAUUAAGAAAGUAUCUGGAUUUAAUUUAGCGUCCACACGAUUCAAGAUUCAUAACGUAAUCAAAAAUUUCCACUCAGGAGAGCAGAUUCAAAAAGUUGCGGAUUCGUAUGCCGGAUUCACCGAAUACGUUUGGACGGGCUAGUGUAUCCGGAAAGAAAAAGUUGCGUAUUCAAAAAUAUCCGGAUACGUGUGAACGGAGCCUCAAAUGACCUGUACGAGCAUGACCGCCGAACGGGAUAUGCAAUAUUAGUUUGCAAGCUUUUCCUAAAUAGGGUCUUAAUCUUCUGAAAAGAAACAACACAGUAUUUAUAAAACAGAGGCUGCAUUUCUAUACAGUAGUAUUUUUCUAAGCUUCAAUUUGGGGCGCUACUUAAAGGAAAUUUUUACUUUGAUAAAGAAUUAAGGAUUGUUCCAGGAGCAUCAACUUUUAAUGUUAACGUUAUGGCUUUCGAGGAAUCGUUUCAGUUACUGUGGAACCUAAGCAUUUCAGUGGUGUACGUCAAUAUGAAAACAAAACCUAAUACCUACAUCAGUCUAGGGGGUAAUUGAUUUUUCUGUAAGUUCACAGGAAGAAGAUAGAAUUCGAAACAGCGAAAAUGCUGAUAUGUUUAUGUCUUUUAGUUUAUAGCUCAUCCCUACAGCCAAAUUAUGCUGAACGCGAUUGCUUACAAGGGAUCGGGAAAAUGGAAUCAACUGUCCUUCAAAACGAAAUUUCUUCUGAUGAUAUUGUAUACCCUUUUUAUGCCACUUUGCAUGCUGGGAUACAUGUUCACUCCUGCUAACCGACUGAGAAAGAAGAUAGAGACUCCUCUGUGCAAGCUCAUGAGCCAAGCGUCUUCUGUCCUGUGGUUCUUAGCUUUGGUGGCAAUGUCGGCCUUCCAAGAUAAAUAUGAUUCGUUCCUGCGCUUUUCACCACUAAGUGAGUUCGAAUACAAGUCUAUACUAUUUAAGCAAUAGAAAACGUUUUCUGUGUUUGCAUAGCCUGAUAUAAACACGAGAGGGGUUGGGAGAAUUCGAGACAGUUAUGCAAACUCGAGACGGAAGACGAGGGUUUGCAUAACAGUCGAGAAUUCUCCCUACGCCUCGAGUGUUUAUAUCAGGCUAUGCAAACACAGGGAAAAAGUUUUCUAUUGCUUUUAUAAAGUAACUUUCCCGAGAAAAGACGCAAAACUCUUUGUAUGGCAGUGAUUAAAAGAGAAAUUCUUACCAGUAGCAAAGUCUUGUCCACGAAGUCUUGCACGCGUAGUCGGUUCUUGUAUUGCAAAAAGAUGCUUUCCAAAAUACGGACUUUUCUCGCUUAAAAUGUCAGCUUAAGCGAAAAAAAAUUGACACACUUUCUUGGUAACGAUUUUCCAAGUUUCAGCCAACAAAGGAAUGGGUAAAUAAAGUAAACUUGACGAGUUUUGAACUUGAAAACUUUUUUAAAUUCGUGCUUGCGUGAUUAGCGCGCGAAAAGCAAAACAUCUUGACGCCACAACCAUGUUUACAUACUCUCAUGUAAACACUCCUCUCAGCCAAUCAGAGCGCGCGUGCUAUCUUACUUAUUUUACAAAAGACACUUUGUCAUGCUAUUUGCUAUCUUUUUAAAAAGCUAAUUUUUUGUCGCAUCAACUGAAUUCCAAAAAUAGCGGUCCAUUUUUGUCAUUCAGUUAAGACUAGUUUAGUGUAUUUUGCAUUGAAAGUGUUUCUCGUCGUCUGUUGCAACAGAUUAAAAGGAUGGACUUGAAAAAGUUCACCAAAAAAUGUUAUGGUUAGUGCUACUUGGUGAACUGCUUUGUUUGAUAUCCUCAUAACGCUGAUCAGAAGAAACAUUUUGUUUAUGGGUAAAGGUCAGCCUUAAAAAAUCGCUCUUUCUCGUUAGGGAAACGAGAAAGCCGUUAACCAAGGAACCAACCACUCUCGAGAUUUCUCAACAGAGAGCUUUUUCAUUGUAUACGCUCUAAGCAAUCGUGCGCCGGACCACUGACGACUUCGCACAAGUUUGUAGAGCCAAGUAUCCUCAAAUUCUUAUACUCUUCCCUCCUGUUGACAUUUAUUAAUCAUGGCGUCAUCUCAAUGAAGAGAGCCGAUCUAUGAAGGUAUAAAACAACCUUGGUUUGAAGAUACGUACCGGAGAUGAAUAAUCUUAGUGUUUUCAUAGGUUUUGCAAUCCACUUGUUCUACAUAAUGCAGUACUUGAAAAGACAAAGAAGUUUUAGUACUUGCUUAACCCCUCAUUUGCGUGAUGAAUUACGAGUACUAAACGACACAUAAUAGGACUAACUUGGAAUUAUUACUAAAUGUUCCAAAUUCCAAAACAAAUACGUUCUCUAACUUUCUUUGGGUUAGCUCUGAAUUGGGGUCUUUUUUGUUUAAAAAACCGCUUCAGAACAUCAUUAGGGUCUAAUUUAGGCCAUCUAAGCUGGUAAUCACUAUUGAUUUUGUUUGGGCCCACGAGCGCGGAUAAGUCCAGAUUAGCUUGGAACAGUUCGCGAUAGAGCUACGUUCGCUCAAAUUAUGCUUAAUGAGUCAAACAUUUAUACAGUAGGAAUAUUUAUUCAUUUACUUGAUUUAUUAUUUAUCUAUUAAUAUAGCUGUUAUUAUUGGUAUCUGGGUGGUUGGUAUAAUCGUCCAAGAAAUAAAGCAAGCCAUGUAUCAAGGCAUGGAGCGAUAUCUCGGUGAGUAG
This is a messenger RNA of Porites lobata, 4447 nucleotides long. NCBI's taxonomy places the organism in Eukaryota, Metazoa, Cnidaria, Anthozoa, Scleractinia, Poritidae. The record is from the annotation of a GenBank genome assembly.